Alternaria metachromatica is the source of this 2178-nucleotide messenger RNA. RefSeq lists its product as uncharacterized. NCBI's taxonomy places the organism in Eukaryota, Fungi, Ascomycota, Dothideomycetes, Pleosporales, Pleosporaceae. The record is from RefSeq and is a predicted model, not a curated record. The coding region runs from base 1 to 2178 and encodes 725 amino acids. The transcript has 2 exons. Gene Ontology annotation, molecular function: protein binding.
AUGGCACAAACAUCCGCUCGAUCCGCUUUCCCGUCCAACAUCCUCAACCCCGCCGUCACCUCUACACCCUCGCCCAGCCACUCCCACUCGAACACGCCGGGAUCCGCCAGCUCCGCCAACAACACUUUCCUCAUGUCUGCGAGCCCCGUCCGGAGCCGCAGAUCAGCCGUCGAAGGCUACAAACCGAAAAUGAUAUCGACAAUCGGCGCCAAGCCCGCCUGCCUGGUCAAUGCCUCUGUCACUUAUGUUGGCGAUGAUCAGAUAUACGCCUUUGGAGGCUUCGACCAGUAUACCGAUGAGGUCUACAACCACGUCCUUCGCCUCAACCUCGUCACUCGACAAUGGAAUCUGGUCGACAACUACGGAGACAUUCCGGGCGUACGAAUGGGACAUACCGCAUGUCUCUGGCAGGGCAGCAAACUGCUCGUCUUCGGUGGUGAGAAUGAGCACCGUCAACAUCUCGCCGACGUCAUCGUGUUCGACUUGAAGACCGCUCACUGGACGCAGCCCGAACUCCAUGGCCCAAUACCUCGCGGUCGCGCUCGGCAUUCGGCCGUCAUAUACGACGAUAAGCUAUAUAUCAGCGGUGGCCAGACUGGGCAUGAUAGUGUACUAGACGACAUUUGCUAUCUCGACCUCAAGACGUGGACGUGGUCCCGGACAUGGAGGUUCGUUCCUCGUUACGAUCACGCCAGCUGGAUCUGGAACGGUCGCAUCUGGAUUUUUGGUGGUAUCAAUGACGAGAUGGAGAAGAGCAAUGAGAUCUGGUGGCUCGAUCUCCGCGGUAGCCCAGAGUUCGACCACGCCAUGAAGUAUGGAACAGGCGACCGGCAACUCAUCUCGUCCCGACAUCGCUACCCUGUACCAGCGUCUGGUCAACUCGCGACCGGAAGCACCGGUUAUACUGCAAACUCGAGCGUUCAGUCAUAUCAUGGCAUGGGUUCAAGUCGCUCACCCUACGUUGCGCCUGGCUCCAUCUCAUCUCUCAAAUUUCACUCCAGUCCGAACCUACCAUCUCAAGCGGCGGGUACGCAUUUCCACAUCUUUUCAUCCGGUUGCAUGCUCGAUUUCGUCACCCCGGCAGAGUUGAGCUGCGAGACAAGCUUGUCCAGUCUGGAGCUAGACACUUUACGGUGGCAGAAGCUCGCCGACGGGAAGGACCUUUACAGCCCCAACUACCGCUGGCACUACUGCACAACAAAUCCCGAGGGAACACAUGCCUGGCUUCUAGGUAGCCCGAUCGAGUCGGCGAAUGAUGGGAAUCACAACGGCGAGUAUCUAAGCGAUGUCCUCGCCAUCGAUCUUCGGAAGUAUGGUAUUCUGGGCAACGAGCUGGCCUCCGACGCGCGCUCAAAGAUGAUGCCUUCUUCCGAUGCGAACGUGUCUUCACAUCUGACCGGUAUUGGUGCGGAUCUUUCUCUAACUUUCGAUCAACCACCCGAGAGCGGCAGCGGCGCAGACUUUAUCAUCACGGCCGAUCCCGAUGAUGAUGACUACGUGGAUGUUGCCGUGCCAGAUCCCAAUGGUUCUUCAACAACCGUGAGUCCAGUAUCGCGGCCGAUCCACGUUCACAAGCUCAUUCUCCAUGCGCGCUGGCCCCAUUUCGCCCGUCUAUGGAGUGCUCAGAUGGCAGAGUUCCACUCGAAGAAGAUGCACAUUCCCGAACCGUACUCAGCAGUUCGAGCGUUCCUAUUUUAUCUGUAUACUGAUAGCAUUGCGCCAAACCCGCAGAAUGGACCCAGCCUGAACGACGUAGCAGGCAUGCUUGUCAUGUCCAACAUCUACGACAUGCCCCGUCUCCGCCUACUUUGCGUCAAUCGCCUGGGUCGGGAGCUCGACAUUGAGCACGCAGCCAUAAUCUGGGAGCGUGCUGCUACUGCUGGAGAGGACUGGCUCAAGCAGCGAGCUGCUACAUUCUGCAUGCAGAACUUUGGUAGAGUCGUCCGCACAGCCGGCUACCGUAGCCUCAGCCCGGCGAGCUUGAUCGAGCUCAGCUGUGAAGCUACUCCAGAAGCGCGCAUCGUUGGUGGAGAGGAUCUGGAUCUCCUUAGCCAAAUCACCGGCCGCUCUUUCGGUGGCAGCAACCGUAAACGCAGUUUGGGUAGCGCAGGCGUCCUCACGGCAGGCGAGGACGACGGAGAGGACGAAGUGGAGGAUGAUGGCAUGGAUGUCAACUAA